Linum tenue is the source of this 913-nucleotide messenger RNA. The record is from the annotation of a GenBank genome assembly. NCBI's taxonomy places the organism in Eukaryota, Viridiplantae, Streptophyta, Magnoliopsida, Malpighiales, Linaceae.
GGUUAGCACUUAGCUGUAGCCCCGAAGUGACGGCACUGGAACGAACGAUCGCCUGAUCGGAGAUUUCAAGGACGGCGGAGUCAAUGGCGUCGCUGCUUCCGGCCGUCAUCCUCCUCCUCACGUUUGCAGCUGUUUCCGCCGUCGACGACAAGUGCGCCGCUUGCAAUGCCGUCGCGGCGGAGUUGGAGAUUGGGCUGUCCAAUGUAAGGAUUCUGCUCAACUGCGUCUGUGAGACUGUGACUAAUGUGUUUACAGAGUGUCCAAUAGUCAGUGAGCUGAGAGUUGUUGAGCUUUUGGAUGGGCUUUGCGACAAGAUGCAAGGUUAUACACUUGAGAAGAUAGAUUCAGGCAGACGGGAGUGGAUCAAAGUAAAUGAUUGGGACACUUUGACGACGAACAAGCAAGAAGCUCGAGCGUAUUCAAAACAGAUGUCAUCUUAUUGUGGAAGGUUACUCGAGCAAACUGAAGAUGAGUUGACAGAGUUGAUCAAGAAAGGAUCGGUUACCGCAGGAGGAGUGAGCAAGGUUCUGUGCCAAGAGUUAAGCAAGCACUGCCAAUCAAGUGGUUCUCAUCAGGCUGAUGUUGAUGGUCACGACGAAAAUGAGGAGCUCUGAGUUUGUUUUGGGUCAAUUAACACCAGAAGGACUAUAGCUCGAGACGUGAAAGAUAUAGAAAGGCAACUUGGCAGAAGAAACUGACAUUGGCUUGGCAUGGUUGCCUUGUUCGCGAAGCUUAGAUACCAUCCAUAGAGUUUGUAACUUGAAACAGAAAUUCGGCUUCCCUGGCUCUCUUUUGUCCACUAAUUUGUUUCAGCUGAUGAUUUGUCAUACUUGAGCUUAAUGCUUUCCUUAGUAGAGAACAUGAAGUUGGAUAAUUAUGACAACAGUACGGAAUUCAACAGGUUGUCCUUUUG